Molecule: messenger RNA, 402 nt
Organism: Phaeodactylum tricornutum CCAP 1055/1
Lineage: Eukaryota; Bacillariophyta; Bacillariophyceae; Surirellales; Neidiaceae
Exons: 1
Coding region: 1-402 (133 amino acids)
Source: RefSeq, a predicted model, not a curated record
AUGAAUGCAGGACAUGGGGGUGUUCUAUUGCAGCGUUUCCUGUUCAUUCACAGUCAGGCGUUGAAACAAACCCACAUGAAACAACUAAGUCCAGUACAGCAUUCGUCAGUUGUAGUGCAGCUUUCAGUGAAGUCCAGGCAUGACUCAGAAGGUUUGACUGACGGUACAUUUGAUGGCACCGUGGACGGCUCUCUCGACGGUACAGUUGAUGGCAUCAAAGAAGGGUCGCUUGAGGGGACAGAUGAAGGCAACAGAGAAGGCUCGCUAGACAAGACGGGCGAUGGCAACAUGGAAGGCUCUCUCGACGGUACAGUUGAUGGCGUCAAAGAAGGCUUGCUUGUGGGCAGUGCGGAGGGAAACGACGUAGGAGAAUUGGUAAUACUGAAACCGAAGAAGCCAUAA